Molecule: messenger RNA, 3226 nt
Organism: Etheostoma cragini (Arkansas darter)
Lineage: Eukaryota; Metazoa; Chordata; Actinopteri; Perciformes; Percidae
Gene: fkbp9
Product: FKBP prolyl isomerase 9
Exons: 10
Coding region: 131-1828 (565 amino acids)
Molecular function (GO): calcium ion binding; peptidyl-prolyl cis-trans isomerase activity
Source: RefSeq, a predicted model, not a curated record
CGGGGGGCAGGACUUCUGUCCAAAUCGGAGUAGAGGAAACCAAAGUACCGGGGAACAGGGAGGCAGCAUAUACUCCUACGGGCAGAACCCACAGUUAUCUCCCUCUUCUGAGAAUUAGUCGGCAGAGAAAAUGAUCCAGUGCGUGCAGGCGAUGCUUUAUUUGGCGGUUCUGGUGGCGUUCGGCGCGUGCAGUGCUCCUCCUGUACCGUUAGACGACAUAUUGAUUGAGAAAACUUUCGUGCCAGAGCAAUGUGUGCGCGCAGUCAAAGUAGGGGAUUAUGUCAGGUAUCACUACAACGGCAUGUUUCCUGACGGCAAGAAGUUCGACUCAAGUUACGACCGUGGUAGCACCUACAACGUGUUUGUUGGCAAGAAGCAGCUGAUCGCAGGGAUGGACAAAGCUCUGGUGGGGAUGUGUGUCAACGAGAGAAGCCUGAUCAAGAUCCCACCUCACCUAGCAUAUGGCAAACAGGGAUACGGUGACAUCAUCCCUCCUGACUCUAUCCUCCAUUUUGACGUCCUGCUGCUCGAUGUGUGGAACCCGGAGGACGGCGUCCAGAGCAACACCUACCACAUGCCUUCCACGUGCUCCAGAAAGGUGGAGGUGUCGGACUACGUUCGCUACCACUACAAUGGCACCCUGCUGGACGGGACGCUCUUUGAUUCCAGCCACACCCGUUUGCGUACCUAUGACACGUACGUUGGGAUUGGGUGGCUGAUCGCCGGUAUGGAUCAAGGCCUUCUGGGAAUGUGUGUUGGAGAGAAACGCAUCAUCACUAUGCCACCAUCACUUGGAUAUGGAGAGAAUGGAGACGGUAGCGACAUCCCAGGACAGGCGUCUCUGGUGUUUGAUGUCGUACUUUUAGACCUCCACAACCCCAGAGAUGGGAUCACAGUGACCAAUCAGAUUGUGCCUGAGUCCUGCACGAGGAAAAUUGCUGCUGGAGACUUUGUACGCUACCACUACAAUGGCAGCCUUCUUGACGGAACCUUUUUUGAUUCCAGCUACUCUCGUAAUCGUACCUAUGACACCUAUGUGGGUCAGGGCUACGUGAUUGCCGGCAUGGACGAGGGUUUGAUUGGAGUCUGUGUCGGAGAGAAGCGCACCAUCACCAUCCCCCCACAUCUCGGCUACGGAGAGGAGGGCACAGGCUCUAAGAUCCCUGGUUCAGCUGUGCUGGUGUUUGACAUUCACAUCAUCGACUUCCACAACCCAUCAGAUAAAACUGAGAUCACUGUCACUCACAAGCCAGAAGAGUGUGAUAAGCAAACCAAGAAGGGAGACUUUGUCAAAUAUCACUAUAACGCCUCUCUGAUGGAUGGCACAUCCAUCGACUCUACGUAUAAUUAUGCAAAGACAUACAACAUUGUCCUGGGAGCCAACCAGGUAGUCCCAGGGAUGGAGGACGGACUGAUGGACAUGUGUUUGGGAGAGAAAAGGCACCUUGUUAUUCCCCCUCACCUGGGCUAUGGGGAGAGAGGAGUCACUGAUGAAGUUCCAGGGAGUGCUGUGCUGGUGUUUGAUAUUGAGCUGGUAGAGAUGGAAGAAGGACUUCCUGAAGGCUACAUGUUUAUCUGGAACGACGAAGUGUCACCCGACCUCUUCACUGAGAUGGACGCAGACCAGAACAAGCAGGUGGAACCCUCUGAGUUUACUGACUACAUCAUGCGGCAGGUGAACGAGGGUAAAGGACGCCUGGCUCCCGGAUUCGAUCCCUAUCGCAUCAUUGACAACAUGUUCUCCAAUCAGGACCGGGAUGGAGACGGAAAGAUCACAGAGGCAGAGUUCAAACUUAAAGCAGAUGAAGCCCCUCAUGACGAGCUAUGACGGGACUGAGUGUAGAGAUCAGAUCAGGGUGAAGGUUGGGGGGUCAGACAGCGGGGUUAAAAAACACAUGUGGGUGGUAGACUAGAUAAAGACUGGGUUCUAUUUGUAAAGUCAGUGAGCGUGAAGUGAGAAAUGAGCUGAGAGAUUUAGUUUUUUUACUUUGAAGAUAAAGAUGAUGUUCAAGGGGCAUCUGGUCUGUUGGGAAUGAGAUCAUUUUGAGAGAUUAAUAUUACAAAGAAAACUCCUCAUAUGAGGUCUCAUCUUAUGAGGAGUGAUGAUGACAGAGAAUUUCUUUUGUUUACCUUCUCUCCCAUUGAUAUCCGGGUGGAGAUCAGGAAAUGAUGAUCUGAGACUUCAAAGAUGACGAGUCCAAAGAGUUCAGAUCAUUUGCAGCUUCAUUCAAACAGUGAACAAACUUUCACGACACAGUGAGCCACCUCUGUACACACGGAUGUCUAUACAAGAGUGACCCUUUGAACAUCAGAAUAACUGCGUUCUUUUUUUAUAGUCUUCUUGUCCUGCACCGGUCAGUUGAUCUAUUUCUGUGAGACAGGGUUACCUUUGAAACCCCUUUUUAUUUGUGAGACACUUCUACUAGUUUUACACAUUCUGAUCUAUUCCUGCAACAUGUGUCCACUUAAUGCUGACCCUGGCCUGAAAGCUCCCUGAGAAUAGUUAAAUAAGUAUUCCUUACAUGCAUAAAGACCAACUUAUCAUCCGUCAAGUUGGGUUGUUUUAUGUGACUUUUAUUUUGAAGGGUACAAAAGCACUCGUGUGUGUGAAAGAACAAACUGAGGCCUUACUUCACCAUCUGUAUGUUCAGCACUCCUUCGUUACUUUUUUUAUUGUUAAGUUUUUGUGGUUAUGCGUGUUGUUUUUUUUCACUGGGUAUCGGCUUGUUUCUGAAAUAUCUGACGGUCUAUCAGGAGCAAGAAGUUGGUCAUCACUCACUGUAAAAUACUGUGAUGGACGGAAGUUACAUUUCUGAGUGUUUCUGAGUGUUAAAACUCAUUUAAUCAUAAAAGAAUAAGUGAUCAUUUUAAGUGAAUAAAAUUGUAUUUACAUAUUUUGUAGCUGACACUUUUACUGUUUACCUUUUAAAUGUCAGGAUGCCUUCUUUGUUUUCUGGAGUUGAAAUCAUCCAAAAUAAGGCUGACAGAUUCAAAAUCUUAAAACAGUGUUGAAGCUCUCUGGUCUUUCAAUAAUUUGGGGUGAACUUGUGUCAUUGCUUUUUUGUUUGCAUCACCAGCAAUUUAAGAGAGUGUGUGUGUUUGUGUGUGUGUCUGAGAGAGAAGUGUGUGUGAAUGUUGAACUUUUUUAUCCAGGAGAAUAAUGAGGCUAGAUGAUGACAAUGCCAACACUAAGUUUAACUUUAUUAAAUUACCUGACCUAAAUAUA